Molecule: messenger RNA, 2766 nt
Organism: Darwinula stevensoni
Lineage: Eukaryota; Metazoa; Arthropoda; Ostracoda; Podocopida; Darwinulidae
Source: the annotation of a GenBank genome assembly
AUGCGGAAAUCGAUGUUGAUAGAAGCGAUGGGGAAUUACUGGUUGGGAGUGGAUUUCAAGGAUCCAUAUCGGUUCCAGAUGAAGAAAGAGGACGGACCCACCAACAGCAUCACUUCUUAUACUUUUUUCACCAGGGAUGAAAAGUUUCCCCUUCCGGUCACCCUCAUUGAUACGCCAGGUUUUCAAAAAGGGACACCAGAGCUGGACCUGCAGUUGAUGGAAGACAUCCGCACUUUCGCCCAAGAAAUGGAAAUCCACGCCGUCAGCUUCGUCGUCCCUGGAUCUCAGGUUGAUUCACUUUUCCGCACAAAGGAAUUCACUCCAUUCUCAGCCAAUGUGGGUCAUAGAUUGACAGGACAAGCAGAGAAAGUCAUUGAGGAGCUGGGGCAACCACCUCAGCAAGAUGUUACCUUUUUAGAAGAGGACGGCCACUUUCACAAAAUAGUUAGAUUGACGGCAGAGCAGAAGAUGGUGCUGGGGAACAUAAACAAAGUCUUAGGAGAAAAGACUGAGAUGUAUUUGUUUUGUACCUUCGCGGACGGCAAACGCCUCCCCGUCCUAGAAUCCGUGGCAGAAGCCGGACUAAAAUGCAAGAAAUAUUUCGCCGUCAACAGCUCUGCCUACUUCGUCAAGGAGGAAGAAGAGGCACCUUCCACAGACGAUGACGAGGUGAAUGACGAGGUGGAAAAGGAAGGAACGAAAACGAAGUCCAUCAAUGAACUGCUAUGGCAGAUGACAACGGAUAGCAUCCAAGGAUUCAUCAGGGAUAUUCAGGCCCCAGGACGCCUUCGGUCAAGAGAAAAUAAAGAGGAAAAACACGAGGAGAAGUCUGGGAGACCUGCAGGUGAGGAGAGAGAGAAUCUAUUGAAGGAAGAAAGGAACAAUGAGGGAUCCACUCGUCCCAAUGAAGGGGAACCAGUUCAGGAAAAUGGAAACAGUCGUAGCUCCGGAGAAAUUUCGAAAGAAGACCCAAAAAAACAAUUCCAUGAAAAUUUGAAAAUAAUUAGCCAGAAGGUCGAAGGAAAUGGCCACCCGACAUUCCUUCUCCCAUUCACCUCAACUGCAGCUGAUGGAUUCCGAUUGGGCGAGGAUCAACAAGGCAGAAAUAGUCUGAAUGUUCUCUUCCUCGGCUUCACUGGAUCAGGGAAGUCGACGUUGGCGGAAGCAAUGAAGCAUUACCUACUCGGAGUGGACUUCCAGGAUUCCCAUCAUAACCAAGAGCAAAUCAGGUCUACGAAUACAAUCACCCUAUACAACUGUCGCUUUACUGACAAACGAAGGUUUUCUUGGAAAGUCACCCUCAUCGAUACCCCAGGAUUCCAAAGAGAAACGCCCAGAAGAAAGCAGAAAAAAUUCGUGAAUGAUGUCUGCGCUUCUAUGAAAUCCAACCAUGAAGUGAACAUCCACGCCAUCGUCUACGGGAAAUUUACGGCGAAGGAGAAAGAGUUGCUGGGAAGCAUCACCAAAGUCUUUGAACGUGAGAACGAGAGGACCCAGAAGACCUAUUUAUUCUAUACAUUCGCAGACAACAAUCCGUUACCCGCCCAAGAAUCUGUGAAGGAGGCCGGAUUGACCUAUAAUAAGCAUUUCCCCGUUAAUGGCUACGCCUACCUCGCCAAAGAGGAAAACGGUCCUUCCAUCGAUAAAAAUGAGGAAUUGAGGAAGGAUGCAAAAUCCAUAAAUGAAUUAUUGAGGAAGAUCACAACGGAUAGCUUUCAGCGAUUUUUCGACGACGUUCUGAGUCCGCCCAUUGAAGCCCUGAGCCUCAUUCCCUCGGAGACAAGGAGUCACAGGAGUGAAAUCAGGAUGCCCUGGAGGAGAAUCGGGUAUCAAAGGAUGGCGAAUGAAGAUGACAGAAGACCAAAGGAAAUAUUGUAUGAAGAGCUAAAAAAGAAAGAGAAUGCGAUUCAAGGAAAAGACUUGCACUACUACCCUCUUCCAUUCCAGCUCAUCAGCACUUCAACUGAUAGAUUCCGUUUGGGAAAUGCUGAAAAAAGUGGAGAAUGUCUGAAUGUCCUCCUCCUUGGCUUGACUGGAUCAGGGAAAUCAAUGUUGGAGGAGGUGAUAGGGAACUACGGCCUGGGAGUAGAUUUCCGGGAUCCCUAUCGAUUCCAGAUGAAGGAGGACAGACCCACGGAGAGGAUCACCUCACAUACCUUCUUCACCAGGGACAAGGAAAGGUUCCCUAAGGCAGUCACCCUCAUAGACACGCCAGGCUUCCAAAAGGGGACGCUCGAGGAGGACCGAAAGUUGAUGGAAGACAUCCGCGCUUUCAUCCAUCUCCAUCACCAUGCGGGUGUCCACGCCAUCGUCUAUGUUGUUCAAGGCUCUCAGGUUGCGUCUUCUCCGAACUGUAUCCUCCUGUAUCCUCCACGCGAACAGGGAAGACUGACGACAGAGCAGAGGCUGGUGCUAGAAAACAUGGGAACCGUGUUGGGACAAGAGCCUCAGAAGAUCCAGGAGAUCUCCUAUCUAUUCUGCACGUUUGCGGACAGCAUGCGCCUUCCCGUCGUCGAAUCGGUGAAGGAGUCCGGCUUGAAGUUCAACAAGCAUUACACCGUCAAUUGCUCCUCUUACUUCACCGAGGAAGAGGACGAAGAGUACACCACGGACGAUGACGAGGGAAACAGGAAGCAAGCGAAAACCGUGUCGAUCAACGAAUUGCUAUGGAAGAUGACGACGGACAGCAUUCGGGAAUUCAUGGACGACAUUCAAGGGAAUCGGCCCGUUCAGGCCCUGGAACUCCGUCGCUCGGGUGGGUUCUGA